Ilyonectria robusta is the source of this 360-nucleotide messenger RNA. Its product is annotated as GRIM-19. Lineage: Eukaryota; Fungi; Ascomycota; Sordariomycetes; Hypocreales; Nectriaceae. The record is from RefSeq and is a predicted model, not a curated record. The transcript has 3 exons. The coding region runs from base 1 to 360 and encodes 119 amino acids.
AUGGCCCAGGAUAUGCCCCCCCGGGGCGGGUACGAGCCCGUCCAGUACAAGCGCAACCUCCCCGCCAAGGGUUUCCGCCCCGGCAUCAUGCUGCUCGGCAUGGGCGCCAUCAUGAGCUACGGCUGGUACAGACUCGUCCACGGCAUGCGCGAGGCCAACGAGCUCGGCCGCGAGAAGAUGUGGGCGCGCAUCAACCUGAUCCCGCUGCUCCAGGCCGAGGAGGACCGCGACCAGGUCCGCCGGUACUGGGCCGACCAGAAGCGCGAGAAGGAGCUGCUCGGCGAGAACGCCAAGGUGUACCACACUGACCGCUUUGUGAAACCGACCUUUGCCGUCACCCCUCCUCCCACGACCAACUAG